Messenger RNA from Aspergillus terreus NIH2624, 1923 nucleotides. Its product is annotated as putative serine/threonine protein kinase. The record is from RefSeq and is a predicted model, not a curated record. Gene Ontology annotation, cellular component: autophagosome; cytoplasm. The transcript has a single exon. Gene Ontology annotation, molecular function: ATP binding; protein serine/threonine kinase activity. Gene Ontology annotation, biological process: autophagy; autophagosome organization; peptidyl-serine phosphorylation. NCBI's taxonomy places the organism in Eukaryota, Fungi, Ascomycota, Eurotiomycetes, Eurotiales, Aspergillaceae. The coding region runs from base 1 to 1923 and encodes 640 amino acids.
AUGGAGUGCUUCAAGAACAGUUUCGUGGAAGGACAGCUCCUUGAUGGACGCUUCCGCGCAGUUGCUCCCCUCAACCAUGGCUCCUUUGGCAUGGUGUUUUUGGCAACGGAUACCAAGACUGGCAAUGACGUUGCCAUCAAGUGUCUGCUGAAGGCCCCCACGGGUGAUUCGCCCAUCGUCAUGUCGGCCGAAUCCCGCUUCGAAGAGUUAUACUGUCACAAACGUCUCGCAUACCAUCCGAACAUCGUCAAUCUCAUCCAUUCCUUUGAGACUGACACCCAUAUGUACCUUGUUCUGGAGUAUUGUGCCAACGGCGAUCUCUACGAAGCCAUCCGGCUCAACCGUGGUCCCCUCGAGACGGAGCACGUGCGUGAAUUUAUGCUGCAGCUCCUCAGUGCAGUCGAGUUCAUGCAUGAGAACGGCUUGUAUCAUCGCGAUAUCAAACCGGAAAACAUCUUCCUGAUGCAAGACGGAUCGAUGAAGCUUGGUGACUUUGGCUUGGCCACCCGUGAGGCGUGGUGUCAGGAGGCCUGUGUCGGCAGUGAUCGCUACAUGGCUCCCGAGCAGUACGAACCCCCCAACAAUGGCUACUCCCCCGCCAAGGCCGACCUUUGGGCCGUGGGAAUUUGCUUGCUCAAUGUUCUCUUUGCUCGGAACCCUUUCGCCACGCCGACCGAGUCCGAUAUCCUCUUCGCCGACUAUGUUCGCGAUCGCCAAUCGCUCUUCGAUAUCUUCCCCAACAUGUCUCAGGAUACCUUCGAGAUUCUGCGACUGGCCUUGGCGAUUGAUCCCGAGAAGCGUUCGCUCUCCGGCAUCCGGGAUGCCGUUCUGCGGACCGUCUCCUUCACCACCGACGAUGAGGCAUUGGAUGAGUUCUGCACCGACGAGCGCGAAGUUGUUCCGGCCAGUGCCAACCGGGAACCCCUCCGGACUCCCUCCAUCCAGAGCCCGCAGGUCAACCAGGGCGACUCUUUCCCCUGGGCCAAGGCCUUACAGUCCAGCCCCCCGCAGGCCAUUCGCCAGCUGUCCGCCAUCCCCGACACCGAGAGUUAUUCCGAGGAUCUCUUCCCGCCCUCCGAGACCGCCGGUACCUCGUGGUUCUCGGUUCACCAAGGCACCCCCUCGGUCGCUUCUGUGUUGGAGUCCAGUCUGGGAGAGUCGUAUCGUUCUUCGGCCUUCCGCAAAGCGGCCCCUCGAUUCCCCCCUCCCUCCGAUCCUGUUCCGAUUACUGGGUCGUUGCCUAGCCAUGCCGCCAAGCCCUUGCCCUCCUUGUCGAUGGUCUUUGGUCGCAAGAAGGACGAGCAAAUCUCGAAGAGCUGGAGCGACCUGUGGGAUGAGGAAGAAGAAUCGGAAGGCGAGGAUACUGUUCUGCAGCAACGUCGUGAGCAGAACUCCCGCAGCUGGAGCCAUGAAAGCAGUGGACCCGAACUGUCUGGUCCGUUGACGGGCCUUCGCGAAGCUCGGGGAUCUUCUGUCUUGAACGUCCCGGCUCAGCCCCAGGGCGCUUCCGCUCCCGCUUUCUGCGACUUCUCCAAGAGGACCGCGGAGAAUAUGUCUCCGAAGUCCACUCUGCCCUUGUCGCAGAGUCCCCCGAAGAAGUCCAACAUGGAUAAGUGGGCGGCUCUCGGCGACAAGAGGAGAAACUACAAGCCGGCACCGAGCGCCUUUAUUCCCAAGAAGACAACCAACAACAUGAGUUGGCGGCGUGACUGGGGUCUUGGCUCUUCUGGGUUCGACUAUGGCUCAUGGGCCAAGAAAGAAAACCUCGCAACCCCCGAGCGUCGUCGCCGCCCCUAUCUGGAGAAGGGCUGGCGGCGCGAGUCUCCGGAGAGUCCGAAAUCGACCAAGGCGUCCAAUGGUUACGAUGGCAGCAUUGAUGAGGAUCUCGACCUCGUCGGUGGCUGGCAUGACCUGCACCUCUAG